GUGUGCUCAACGCUCCACUACACUAGUCACCUACUGCUGCUUCUGUUCGCAGCCGCCACCAUGCUCCGGCUAACUAUUCUUCUCCUGCUGCUGAGCGCAGCGCAGGCCUUUGUGGGUGGCCCCAACGUGCUGAUCGGGCGGGGGAACGCUGUAUAUACCAAGGGGUGGGGGUCCAGGAUAGCUCGACACACCAGCGCCGCGCGGCAAGCGACUUCGCAGCGAGGGCUUUCAGCAUCGAUGGCCCCGCCCUCGAUGAGCUUGAUGCUGCUCGCGGAAGACGCCGCGAAAGCAGCACCAGACAUGCCAAUAUCGCCGGAGCAGCAGGAGUCUAUCAUCUCGGUGCUGAGCGUGAUGUCUUCAGUGUUGCUUCUUAUCAUUAUCUCGGGGGCCGUUUACUUGUCGCUGGAGGAGUGGAAGAACAAGAAGGAGCUCAAGGAAACGGACAAAUACACCAGCGCGGGCCAGCUGCCUCCGGAUAUCGCGCCGGAGGCUUUACCGCCGGGCGAUGGCGAAGAGGAGGGUAACCGAUUGCAACGGCGCAUGGCGAAGAAGGAGAAGAGGAAAUCGGGCAAGGUUUAAAGAAAACAACGUGAGCAGGGUAUCGCUGACCCCAGCGGAGCAAGGAAUGUGGACCCCAAAUGACGCAGCGAGGCACCAUUGCCGUUUCGCCGAACCCCUGUUGAUGCCGUCAUCUUCGGCUGGCAUGCUUGCCGGUCCAAUGAGGGCUCCUGCGGGGUGUCUUCCAAAAUGUACCGAGCAGAGCCUGCUCAUGAUUGGUCAACUACGUGAAAUGGAUACUGGCGGUGUCUUAUUUGUGCGGGCAGUUGUUUCUGUUUCGAUUUUUCACGGCGCGCUUGAUUUUUCUGGCCAGUUUUUGCUGCUUCAGGACCUGUUUGUUUUGAACAGCGGCGGGGUCUUGUUUGGUGUGGAGUCAUGGUUGGCGCGAGGCAGCGAAUAUGCUGACUCGGUUGAAUCCUCCCCCCCCUCCUUUCCUGCUACAACGAAGCUAGUUAACGCACUGGUGCUUUCCCAUGGGUGGUGCAGCUCAGGCGGUCCCUGCUGGUCUAACCAUGUCUCGAAAGCUACCUCUCACAAUGUUCAGGGGGGAAAGACUUGAAACUGGGGUGUAGAGACCUGCUUUGGAGUUGACAGCAGUCGCGUGAGACCAUAGAAUCGAUGGAGUUUCGACGGUCUUGGAAGACCUCCAUGUCCAUCGAAGUUCGGGAGUGCACUGAUUGUAGGAGCGAGCGGUUGUUAUGUCGAAAGACGGACACAAUACCCUUUUCAUGCAGGCAUAGUGACGUUUUCGGAGGAGGGCUAGGGACGGUUCGGAACUUUCGUCGUUGACAUAGAAGCCUGAGAGCCUUCCUACAGUAGGUAGCACACCCUCGUCUUGUGCCGACGUAUCCAACGUAUUCAUACAAGUAUGCAUUUACUAGGUAGAUAUUUGAUAUUUGUUCCCGUGGACUUCACCGUAAGGAUACGUGAUAAUCUCGACCACGUACAAGCAUUUCUUGCGCCCGAACGACGAGCCACACACACGGAGCAAUAGAGCUAUAGCAUUAGAUUCAGGGCUGAGAAGAGAGUUGCAACACGUGUGAAGCCAAAAGCUACAGUGGUGGAAGAUUGUCUUGUAACGGAUACAUUUUUGAGCAG
Ectocarpus siliculosus is the source of this 1656-nucleotide messenger RNA. Lineage: Eukaryota; Phaeophyceae; Ectocarpales; Ectocarpaceae. The record is from the annotation of a GenBank genome assembly.